ACCAUCCGUCCGGUGCGGAGGAGCUUUUAUGACCCAGCCUCGGCCCCAGGUCAGGGCUGGCAGUGGGAGUGGGAGAACGAUGCAGGUUCGUGGACAACCUACGACAUGGAGGUGGCCAUCGCCAUCGAGAACGCCCACAGCCGGCAGCAGCCCUGUUUCGACCUGACUCCACUUGGCUUCUGCUACGUCAUUGAUUUUCAGAACAUGACGCAGGUAAACCGACAGAGCCAGAGGUGUCGGAGACUUCAGAGACGAGCAGACAUAGCCUACCCUCUGGUGUCUGGUCCUGUCCCAAUACCUAAAGGGGGAGGAGGAGGAGCCCUGCUGGGUGUUGGGGUGUCGGGGGCUAGCCCAGGGACAGGAAGCUCUAUCUAUCCCAAUGGUGGCCUACCGGUUCCUGGACUGGGCCAGCCUUGUUCCUGCCAGCAAUGCAUGCUGGUCCUUAGUGUGAAGACCAAUACAGGAGGGCCAGGGAUACAGACACUAGGUAGACGCUCACUAACCAUGCAACGGGCCAGGAAUCUACCACCCAUCUCCUCAAAACCCCUGAGUCCGUCUAAAUCUGCCACCCUAGGGCGAGGACAGCAGCUGAACUCCAACGGCAACUCCAACUACUACCAGACACUGCCGCACGGCCUCGCCAUCUCCAGAAACAUCUCCUCGCCAAGAAGGAACGCCCAGCUCUUCGCUCAGUCCCUGGCCGCCCUCACCGCCGGAACCUCCACCCUGGUGGUCAGCUCGUCUUCCAACAGGCCGCCCCCCCCAUCCCUCCCACCCCCUCAGCCUCCAUCCUCCAAACCCAAUGCGGCUCCUCCGUCCAUCCCGCCCAAGCACUCCUCAUCUUCAGCCAACGAACCAGUGCCAACCGCCACAUUAGUUACCCCCGCCAACAAUGUGACCACGCCACCUUCUCCUGUGCCAUCACCGUCGCAGAUGCCGAUGAAGCCGCAGCACCCACUGUCGGCGGCGGCAACAAUGUGCCAUGCCCCGUUGCCACAGAGAUCUAGCUUAGCGGGGCUGAGUAGACCAGCGUUGCAGAGGAUAGCCAUGGCCCAGUCCAGAGCGCUCAUAGCUUCAGGUUGCAAGAAAAAGUAUGUGAACCCUUUGGAAACUUGA
This is a messenger RNA of Notothenia coriiceps (black rockcod), 1116 nucleotides long. Its product is annotated as E3 ubiquitin-protein ligase DTX1-like. Gene Ontology annotation, molecular function: zinc ion binding. The record is from RefSeq and is a predicted model, not a curated record. The transcript has 4 exons. The coding region runs from base 106 to 1116 and encodes 336 amino acids. NCBI's taxonomy places the organism in Eukaryota, Metazoa, Chordata, Actinopteri, Perciformes, Nototheniidae.